AUGGCAAUUUCUGCCAUGAAUGAACUUCGUGUCUUCGUGGGCCUGACAGCCGGUCAGUCGGAUCGAGUCCUGGCCGGAGGGCAAGUGGCGGGUACGCACAGGGGUCGCUGGGGAUUGCGUCCUGACGCAGUCACAGCCAUUCAACGCUGCGUGGAGAGCGACUUACAUUCAUGGCAGGGAGGAGAGUGGACGCUUCAUGGCGACCCGCAUGCCGUGCGGGCACAUGAGAUCACAUUCACCGCGAUCGGCUACAUGACGCUGCUGGCAUCUUGGAAAAUCUCGUGA
This is a messenger RNA of Symbiodinium sp. CCMP2592, 285 nucleotides long. The record is from the annotation of a GenBank genome assembly. NCBI's taxonomy places the organism in Eukaryota, Dinophyceae, Suessiales, Symbiodiniaceae.